AUGACGCGUCCCAGCUUCAACGAGAUCCCCAAAGUGCACCCGUACCCAACAUCUCGAAUACCGCCGGCAGUCAAGGACCCGCAAAUGAGGAUAAGGGCGAAGAAACUGGUUGGGGAUGUCGUGCGCGCCGAAGACAGCGAAACGCCAUUACGAAAAGCGUCGAAGCCCAAGAGUGGAAUAGACAUCAUGAGGGUGCAUGCAGGCCGAGGACCUCAACAGAUCCGUGAAACGAGGAUACGCGGCGAUCGUUGA
Letharia columbiana is the source of this 252-nucleotide messenger RNA. RefSeq lists its product as uncharacterized. The record is from RefSeq and is a predicted model, not a curated record. The coding region runs from base 1 to 252 and encodes 83 amino acids. The transcript has 2 exons. NCBI's taxonomy places the organism in Eukaryota, Fungi, Ascomycota, Lecanoromycetes, Lecanorales, Parmeliaceae.